Suhomyces tanzawaensis NRRL Y-17324 is the source of this 777-nucleotide messenger RNA. RefSeq names its product PUP1 family protein. Lineage: Eukaryota; Fungi; Ascomycota; Pichiomycetes; Serinales; Debaryomycetaceae. The annotation marks the transcript as partial. The transcript has a single exon. The record is from RefSeq and is a predicted model, not a curated record.
UCGUCUCCCAGCUCCCAAACUCCCUCCAACGAGAACCCCUUGUUGGAGAAGCUCAGUCCCGCCCAAUUCGACGCCAGUGUCAAGUUCUACGAGGCCGACCAGCGCCUCCAGCCUUCCGACCGUGAACAGAUUGCAAACGACCUCUUCUCCACCUUGACCACCUCCACGCUCUUUGGGCUCGGGUCCUCAGUGAUAGCCCUGUUGGCGCCCACCCUCUACGCCAAAUCACGCAACAUCCAGCCAAUUCCAGCGGCCAAUGCCGCCAAAUUGUCACCAUUGAGGCCUCGUCUUCACAAGCCGUUCCUCUCGUUCAUGCUUGGACUUACCUCAUUGAUGGUGGUCAACCAGCAGACUGCCAAGUACAAGUUCACCCGUCAGAUUGCUGCGUUGGAGGACGGCCCCAACCAGCGCCAGGCUGACUUGUGGAAGGCCAUGGACUACCACCAAGCAGGCAUGUUCUACGUGUAUUUCCGCAAGACUGCCCAGGACCCCAGCUUCCUCAUUCCCGACCCACGAACCGUGACCAAGCAAACCUUGCACGAGAUUCGGUUCCAUCCUCCCAAGAACGCACCCGAGCCAAAGGGACCAGCAGGCGAAUCUCACUGGGACCAAGUCCGCCGGGCCAAUGGCUUUGAAACGGAGCCCCAGACCAGCAGGCCCGUUAAUGACCAACAAGAGUCCAGCGACGUGCUCUUGGGUGACGAGCUGGAGGCCCUGGAGGCCUCAGAUGCUCCAAAGUCUGCCUGGGAUGCCAUUCGUGGCAGGUCCAAGAACUGA